Molecule: messenger RNA, 1563 nt
Organism: Dicentrarchus labrax (European seabass)
Lineage: Eukaryota; Metazoa; Chordata; Actinopteri; Moronidae
Gene: osgep
Product: O-sialoglycoprotein endopeptidase
Exons: 12
Coding region: 170-1177 (335 amino acids)
Biological process (GO): tRNA threonylcarbamoyladenosine modification
Cellular component (GO): EKC/KEOPS complex; cytoplasm
Source: RefSeq, a predicted model, not a curated record
UAACUCUACGGCUGUCACUGUGUGUGGACCCCCAGGUUUCAUGGAUGAAUUGGGCUCCAGAAGUUAGCCGAGGAAGUUAAAGUAUGAGUUUCUAAGUUGAACCUGCAGGAGUUUGGAUGAAUGUGAGCCACAGAAAGGAGAAACACUGGAGAUAUUUUUUCUAGCUGCUAUGACUGUAGUAAUAGGAUUUGAGGGCAGUGCCAAUAAGAUCGGCAUUGGAAUCAUCAGGGAUGGUGAAGUGCUUUCCAACCCUAGACGGACCUACAUCACCCCUCCUGGUCAAGGCUUCAUGCCGAGCGACACCGCCAGGCACCACCGUGCUGUCAUACUGACUGUCCUGAAGGAGGCGCUGGAGCAAGCAGGGCUGAAGCCUGCAGACAUUGACUGUGUGGCGUACACCAAAGGUCCUGGUAUGGGUGCCCCCUUGGUAACAGUGGCUCUGGUGGCCCGUACAGUCGCACAGCUUUGGGGAAAGCCGCUCCUCGGUGUCAACCACUGUAUUGGACACAUUGAGAUGGGCCGACUCAUCACAAAAGCCAACAACCCGACUGUGCUUUAUGUUAGCGGUGGAAACACACAGGUUAUUGCGUACUCAGAGCGGCGGUACAGAAUAUUUGGGGAGACCAUUGACAUCGCCGUUGGCAACUGUUUGGACAGGUUCGCCCGUGUAAUAAAGAUUUCCAAUGACCCCAGUCCAGGCUACAACAUAGAGCAGAUGGCCAAAAGAGGGAGUCAGUACGUGGAGCUGCCAUAUACAGUAAAAGGAAUGGAUGUCUCAUUUUCUGGGAUUUUGUCCUACAUUGAGGAGGUUUCUCAUAAGAUGCUGAGCUCUGGUCAGUGUGCAGCAGAGGACCUGUGUUUCUCCCUGCAGGAGACGCUGUUCUCAAUGCUGGUGGAGAUCACAGAGAGGGCCAUGGCUCACUGCGGCUCCCAGGAGGUCCUCAUCGUCGGGGGCGUCGGCUGUAACCUGCGUCUGCAGGAGAUGAUGGGGGUGAUGUGUAAGGAGAGAGGAGCCAAACUGUUUGCCACAGAUGAACGGUUCUGCAUAGACAACGGAGCAAUGAUCGCUCAAGCCGGCUGGGAGAUGUUCAGGUCUGGACAGGUGACGGAGCUGGAGGACUCGUGGAUUACACAGAGGUACAGAACAGAUGAGGUGGAGGUGACGUGGAGAGACUGAUGGACUCAGCCACAUGUUGCAGCAGGUCUGUUAGGACGGGAGGUUUAGAGCUCCUGAAGAGACACUUCAUUCUGGGAAACUUAAGAAUUUAAGAGUUUGUUUUGAGUUUGUCUGAAUUACAGUUUAAAGCCACAAAUAAAGUUUCUCUUCCCGCUAAUGUUUCAGGCGGACUACGGAAAAUCCUGGCAAGUUAAAUCAGUCCCGUUUUACUUUAAACUGUUUCUCCUCAGUAUCAAGGAGGGAAACGUUGAACUGUCAGAUAAAAACAGACUAAGAUGAAACUCAUCAAGUUUAUUCAUUUUUAUUAAGCAAUACUGUUCACUUACAUUCCUCCUCUUUCUCCAGUGUAAAUUUUUUUUAUUCAAUAAAUUCUUUUCAAAAAUCAA